AUGGCGCCCCCAACGUAUGACGACGACGAUUUCGUCGACCAGUACGACGACCUUGGAGAGGAGGAAGACGAACUGAGCCCCGAAGACAAGAUUGCCAUGCAAAAUGGCACAGCAGAAGUGCGCAAGGCUCUUGGGGUGGAAGCAGGCAAAGUCACAGUCGCGCAGAUACAGGAGGCACUAUGGCAUUACUACUACGACAUCGAUAAAUCUGUCGCCUAUUUGACAAAGACCUUCAUUGCGCCAGCUCCAAAACCAGCGCCAAAGAAGGCACCUGAAGACGAUGAAUCACUCGGGCACAAUGCAUACACCACCACCAUUUGCGACAUCCAUCGUCUCGCGUGCGCGUUUCCCAUUAUAGAGAAGCCUCAGAUAUCACCGACUUUUUUCGACGAUAUGCCAUGGUUAGACAUACCGAGGGACCGAGAAACCGUGUUUAUUGAGCCGCUACGCCCUCGGGGUGGGCUUCUGGGAGGUAGCGGUGCUGCUCCUAAGGUGUCUAAGCUUCAAGCCCUGGCUGCGCUGCGGAAGAAAAAGAAUGAGGAGAAGAAAGCUCAAGAAAAAGCCGUCCCGCUAGAAAGCGAAGUGACAAAGCUUUCCAUUUCUGAUACAAACAAAGAAAACAUUGCGCAGGAGAGAGCGACAACAUCAGACAACACAGGCAACUCUCUAGGGGAAGACACCAGCUUGCCAACUAUCACUGAAUACAAACCUGAUGUCGAUAUCAAGUCUGAAGAAGCAAAGCCGGUAAUAGGCCACAGUCAUGCUCCUUCUGCAUUUGCACGGACGCUUUUCGGGUCGGUUUCAGAGGCAGACGAAACGCGCAGGCGGGAUGUUUUCGCAAUGCCCUAUACCCAAUCACCUUCCUUUCUAGCAAACGCUUUCUCCGAACCCAGCCCCGACGAUAUUGUGCUCGCGGCCCGGGCCAAAGCGAAAGCCCCCAAGAAGUCCCAGAAGAGUGAAGAGGCAUCUAAAGAAGCCGGGCUUGCGAGCAGCGUCUCAAGUCUCAAAGUCAGCGACGCCCCACCUCCCAAGAGUAAAGGCCUCGAUGUUCUCAAAGAGUUUGAGCAGAGCGCUAGCAAGAAGAAUGCGAGCUUUGUAGUAGUUGGUCACGUCGAUGCCGGCAAGAGUACAUUAAUGGGCCGACUUCUUCUGGAGCUUAAGCUUGUGGAAGAGCGUACGGUGGAUAAGUACCGCCGGCAGGCUGAGAAAACUGGAAAACAGUCUUUUGCCCUGGCUUGGGUCAUGGACCAGAGAAGCGAGGAAAGAGACCGAGGAGUGACAAUAGACAUCGCCACAAACCAUUUCGAAACCGAAUCAACCAAGUUUACGAUUCUAGAUGCGCCGGGGCAUCGAGACUUUGUACCCAAUAUGAUUGCUGGCGCUAGUCAGGCAGAUUUUGCCAUUCUGGUUAUCGACGCUAAUACCGGAGCUUACGAAAAGGGCUUGAAAGGACAAACGCGAGAGCAUGUUUUGCUUCUACGAAGUUUAGGCGUGCAACGCCUGAUUGUUGCCGUGAACAAGCUCGACAUGGUUGGGUGGUCUCAGGACAGGUUUCAAGAAAUCUCAGAGGAAGUCUCCGGCUUCCUGACAGGUCUGGGAUUCCAGGAAAAGUCUGUAACGUUCAUCCCUAUUUCGGGUUUGAAUGGAGAUAAUAUUGUCAAGAGAACAGAGGAUGCUGCUGGGGCUUGGUACAAGGGCCCUACUUUAAUAGAGGGUCUAGAAGCCUCAGGACCGUCUACUGUGCGAUCUUUGAAGAAACCUUUUCGAAUGGCCAUUUCAGAGAUUUUCCGCUCGCAGCAAGGAACUACAACACUUGCUGGUCGCAUCGAUUCAGGUACGAUUCAGGUUGGAGAUGCUCUGUUGGUGCAGCCUAGCGGGGAAUCAGCGUACAUCAAGUCCAUCAUGCUCGAUACCGAGGCCAAGGAUUGGGCAGUAGCCGGCCAAAACGUCAGCGUUGCGUUGACAAACAUUGAUCCUAUUCACAUCAAGAUUGGUGACAUAAUUUGCCACACGACAGACCCUAUCGCCAUUGGUGACACGUUUACCAUGAAGGCCAUGGCAUUUGAACAUCUGAUGCCCAUGCCAGUGGAUCUCCACCGUGGCAGACUUCACGCAGCAGGCCAGAUUCAAUCAAUAGCGGCUCUGCUUGACAAGGCCACCGGCGAAGUCAUCAAAAAGAAGCCAAAGGUGGUACAGCCCGGAGGAGUUGCUCGUGUCUUGAUCAAGCUGGAGGCAAAGGUUCCUCUGGAGCCCGGACAGCGGGUUGUCAUCAGAAGCGGGGGCGAGACCAUAGCCGCCGGCUUAUUAGAGUAA
Molecule: messenger RNA, 2313 nt
Organism: Trichoderma breve
Lineage: Eukaryota; Fungi; Ascomycota; Sordariomycetes; Hypocreales; Hypocreaceae
Product: elongation factor tu GTP binding domain-containing protein
Exons: 5
Coding region: 1-2313 (770 amino acids)
Biological process (GO): translation
Molecular function (GO): GTPase activity; GTP binding
Source: RefSeq, a predicted model, not a curated record